UCGUUCUCAGCAGAGCCGCCCCCCAUUGAGAAAAGGAUAAAGAGGAAAUAGCCUUUGGGAAGCAAACCUCUGCGGCCCUCUAUCUCUCUAUCUGCUUUUUGUUUGUUUCUUUGUCGUUGGUGCUUGCUGGGUAUUAAUCUCUCUGCAUAAAAUAGGAAAAACCCAACAAAAAAAAAAAGUGAACUUUGUGGGUUGUCUUUCUACUUGAUAGUCUCUGAGAGAGAGAGAGAGAGAGAGAGAGAGAGAGAGGAGUUUUUUGAUCCUUGUUCUAUUUUUUCUUUGCUAGAGAGAGGAGAGAGAGGAGAGAGAGAGAUGGAGAUGAUAUAUUACCAGCCUUCUUACCAGGAGUCCUUGAGUGCUUUAGAGGAAGAUAUACAGCAUGCAAAUUCUCUAGCUGCUGCAAUUCCGAGAGGCAAAGGCGGUGCCCGGUUUCAGAUGAAAUUGGUUUACAAUCAGUUGGCUCCCCUAUUUAUGUUUUUGUUGCAAUGGAUUGAUUGCUCAUGCACUUGCCUGCUCCCUAGAUACCUAAAUUUCUUCCACAUACGUGUCUACAAGGUAUACACAGACGGUAGGCCUAUUAUUUCAACUCAUGGAAGGAAAGCUUCUAUAAGGGACUUCUAUUCUGUCAUCUUACCGUCUCUUCAGCGGCUUCACGGAGAUUUGGGGGAGUUGGAUGAUGCUAAGGAAGGACAUCCUAGGCUUCCUAGCAUGGAAAGCUCUGGAAAGAAGAUGAUUAAGGGAGAUGGUAGCCUUGUUAAUGCUGAGGUGGAGAGGGAAGAGGAGUGUGGGAUUUGUUUCGAGCCUUGCACCAAAGUGGUCUUGCCUAAUUGCUGUCACGCAAUGUGCAUCAAAUGCUACCGCAAUUGGAAUAGAAAGUCGGAGUCUUGCCCAUUUUGUCGUGGUAAUAUAAAGAGAGUUAAUUCUCAAGACUUAUGGGUGCUCACUUGCAACGAUGAUGUGGUUGACACCGAAACAGUUUCUCAAGAGGACUUGUUGCGUUUCUACCUCUAUAUCAACAGCCUGCCGAAAGAUUACCCAGACGCCCUCUUCUUGGUGUAUUACGAGUAUUCUAAUUUGUUCUAAGAAGCGGAGAGUGGUGUACAGAUAAAAAAAAAGCCGCCCUGUCAAAUGUAAAUAGAAUCCGGUAAGGAACUUCUAUUGAAUUUUUACACAAAAUAACAAGUUUCAAAUGUUAUGCAUAUCGAAAAUUUAGAAGUCAGUGUAAGACUGCUGCAUUACUGAUGCCAAAGUCUGCAUCUUGAGAAUAUAUUUAUGUUAUGAGUUGAA
Messenger RNA from Pyrus x bretschneideri (Chinese white pear), 1287 nucleotides. RefSeq names its product E3 ubiquitin-protein ligase AIRP2-like. Gene Ontology annotation, molecular function: ubiquitin protein ligase activity. The transcript has 5 exons. The coding region runs from base 313 to 1083 and encodes 256 amino acids. The record is from RefSeq and is a predicted model, not a curated record. Gene Ontology annotation, biological process: protein ubiquitination. NCBI's taxonomy places the organism in Eukaryota, Viridiplantae, Streptophyta, Magnoliopsida, Rosales, Rosaceae.